AUGCCGUGAGUAUUCCGUGCCAGUCAUUGGUUCAUCCACACCGCAUAAACUUUUACUGAUUAACCCCGCCUUUGCAGCACAACUAUCACGAUCGAGGUAUGCACAAUUCGUUGUCCAAUUCCAUCUAGCACAUACAUAAUAUCUCGGCGCGGCUCUUCCACGCACAAAAUGCCAUUGUGUCCAAUUUACUUUUUUUCUGGCUGAAUUAUAUUGUUGCGAAUAGUCGAGGGGUAGACAAGAGUGAUUGACAAGGAUAUUUUCACUCCCACCCAGCAUUCCUGCUGCGGAGAUAAAAAUAUCUCGAUUGUGCUGCUGUCAUAUAUCUGCCCAGAUUGGACGAAGCCGUCUACCUCGCUUUAAGCUUCAAGAUGGUUGCUGGUGGUCGAUUUCCGGUUCCAUUCCCUCUCGUCAUCUUUGUUUACUUUCAUGAUCAUAGUCCUUGUCUGCUUACCAAUUGAUUAGUCCAACUCACAACAUUCACAACGAUCCGCAUCUAACAGCUCGUCCCGUUCUACCUCUCAAUCAGAGGAUUCUUACACCGACGAGGAAGGGUCAGGAGUUCGAGGUAUGUUUUCUUCAUCAGUGGCUGAAUCAAUUUAACUUUUUUUAAUAGCUAACCGAAAUCCAGUUCCUUCCCAUUAUUCGGACGAAGACGAGUCCUGGGAGCUCUACGACGCUGACGAGGCAAUUUCUCCAUCAGAAUCCGCAUCUCGUCCAACAUCACGUCCAAGAUCUGGUCCAAGAUCUGGCCCACGAUACAGACAGAGCGAAAGUCGUCCGCCUGCUCCAAGACCUACACGACGACAUACCACUCCUGAAAAACCAGCAAGUCGCAGACCAGUAGCAUCUCGCGUUCAUCGGCACCCCGUGCCAGCGCCACCAUCCAGCGUGGACCCCUCAGAGGACUAUCCGGCCUAUGGCCGAGGUUACCCUGCUGCACAAGCACUACCUCAGCAAUUCGGUGGCAGGGGACCUCAGCCAGGCUACGCUCCCAGUGCUUUUUCUGGUCCUCCUAGUCAAUAUGCACCCCCAUUUGGUGCUGGAGCGUUGACCCAGUAUGGUCAGCAAUCGCCUUUCCAAUAUGCCCCUCCCCCAGGAAACCCAUUUUCUCCACAGCCUACCCCAGCUCCUCCAGGAGCUGGAUACUUCAAUCAACACCCAAAUCAACAUCAGCACCCAAACCAGCAUCAACAUCCACAUCAGCAGUCCAUGUCUCCUAUGUCUCCUAUGUCUAACCAUGGCGCCCCGGGAGGAUAUGGUAGCCAUGAAAUGAUGCCAUAUCCUCAGCAUCAACACGGGCCUUUCCAGGGUCAUGGAGGUCCUGGAAGCCCUGCUGGUCCUGUUGGUUAUCCGGGAUAUCAACAGCAGUUACAGCACAUGCCACCUCAUGGAGCUUCUCCUCAGCACAUGUACCCAUAUGCGAACGUUCCCCAAUGGCCACCUCCACCGCCGAGUGAGCCAUCGGUGGUACCUGAUCCUGAGACAGAGAAGAAGCUUGUAGCAAUACAACAACAAAUGGAGACCCAAAAGCUUGCAUACGAAGCAGCUCAGAAAGAGAUUGCGGAUAGGAAGGCAAAAGAUGCUGCAGAUCUUGCUGCUGCUGCCGCGGCUAAGAAAUCUGCAGAGGAAAAGGCUGCUUGGGAAAAGAUGAUUGCAGAUGAGAAAGCAGCACUUGAAAAGAGGAAUGCAGAAGAAAAGGCGGCCUUGGAGAAGAAGAACGCUGAAGAUAAAGCCGCUUUAGAGAAGCAACUCGCGGAAGAGAAAGCAGCAUGGGAAAAGAAGGUGGAAGAGGAAAAGAAAACUGCCCGUGCUCAAGGUGCUGAGAAUGUUCGAAAACAAGUUGAGGCCGACCGUAAGAAAGCAGAAGCAGAAGCAGCCGAGGCAGCAGCGAAGGCCAAAGCAGCGAAAGAGCUUCAGGAUCUCAAGGAUGCAGCAGCAGCGGAGCAGAAGAGGCUUAAAGAUGAGGCCGCUGCGGAGGCAAAAAGACUGAAGGAAGAGGCCGCGGCUGAGAACGAAAAGAUCAAGAAGGCUGCUGCAGAAGAGUCUGAAGCACUCAAGAAGGCAGCCGCGGAAGAAUCCGAAAAGCUCAAGAAGGCUGCCGCAGAAGAGUCCGAGAAGCUCAAAAAGGCCGCCGCUGAAGAGGCCGAAAAGGCACAAAAAGAGCACGAUGCUGCAAUCGCAAAGGAAGUUGCUGCUAGAGCACCAGUACCAGAGGCUCCGAAGAAACCACUUAGGUUCAAGGAUGCCGUUGGCCGGAAGUUCAGUUUUCCAUUUCAUUUGUGUGCGACGUGGGCAGUAAGUGAUACUUUAUCUUUUUGAAUGGCAACUUGACUGACAUACAUCAAGGGCAUGGAGGAGUUGAUCAAGCAGGCGUUCCUUCACGUUGAAGUAAUUGGACCACAUGUAGCCGAGGGUCAUUAUGAUCUGAUAGGGCCUAAUGGGGAAAUCAUUCUUCCCCAAGUUUGGGAGACUAUGAUUGAACCUGACUGGGCAAUUACCAUGCAUAUGUGGCCAAUGCCAGAACCUCCAAAGGCUCCGGAACCAGGUCCUCAGCAGGGUACCCCCUUUCCUGGCGGUCAUGGACAUCGUGAUUCAGAGCGACCUCGAAGUCGACAUGCCCAAAAUAAUGAUCCCCGACGUCCACCAAUUCCACCAGGUGGUGAGCGUAGGGGACCUGGGCCUGGACCUGGACCUGGACCAGGACAGCACGGCCAUCCGCCUCCACCACCAGCAGGUCCUUGGCCUCCUCCACACAGUGGGCGCCCUAUGGCUGACCAUCCUGGAGGGGCUCCUGUUAUCGUUUUAGGGCCUAAUGACAAAACGAGCUCCAAGAAGAAAAAGCCGCCACCAAGAAGUUCCUUAUUAUCUGCAUUCCUGGGAGUUGGUGCGCCGGCCAAAUCUUCGGGAAAAGGCAAGUCCGUUACCACUUAAGCUCACUAUGAUCUGGACAUGAAGCUGAUCUACUCAGGAACAAAAAAAGCUGAACAAGUCGACUCAUGUCAUACCAUGUAGAUCUCUACUAAUGGAUGCCUAAUAACAACAUCUCUGCGCCUAUAACCCCGUUCUCACGAAAUAGAUGACAGGGUUUUUAUUAAUUUUGAAAAGAUCACGAGGAAAACAAAAAGACGAAUGAAUUGAACCGGGCAUACUUUUCCACUACCAUGAGGGAUGGAUUCGCGAGGUUAUUUAGAUCUUGAGUAUAUCAUAUCAUCAUGCCCUGGAGUUCUUUAGGGGGUUCCCAUUUUUGGGAGGAAUACCAUCUGGUUUAGCAUUUCUUCUUGUUUUGUUUCCUUUGGAAUCUUUUUGAAUUUUUGAAAAAGCUUCCGACUCAUUUCGGGGAUGGGGUACGUUUGGUUCAUGGAGUGUUGGAAUGAAUUUUGUGGAUGUUUUAUUGGUUGGAUACAUGAAUCAUUUUGUUCAGGAGAGGCAGUCUUUUUCCCAGCUCACAAGGCUGGGUUUUAUCUGUUCUCACCAAAAAGGGGUUAGAAUGGUGGUGGUUCAUUUUGUCGAUGUUUGAUUUUUCUUGUUUGAUUUUUGUUUUGAUGUUUGUUUGGCGAUUAAGCGACUCUUGUUUUUGGUCCUGUCUGCGAUACCUAGCUCUCUUGCGCUUCGAUAUACGUUAUUUCUUCUCUCUUGGCUUCCUCUAUUGUAAGCGGGUUUCAGUACUCGGAUGCCUAUCUCGGAAACGGUAGGCAGGAUGAUUGGAUCAUGUGGGCAAGGGAAAGGGAAAGGAAGGUAAUAACUUUUGAAGGCGCUUCCAUUCCGUAUCAUCUUAUGUUGUUCAUAUGGAUGGGAUGGGGGGACUGGUUAGGUGGCUUGGAAAUAUUUUGGAAAGGGAUGGAGGGGUGGAUUGGAUGGUCUCUCGGGGAGAGAUGGAAUUUUUGAUUUGAGUUCAGUUUGCAUUUUAGUAUACCUCGUAGAUCGUUUUUAGCAUGCAAAAUGCCUUCUCUCUUUUUAUGGCUUUUUAUGUGAGUGAUGUCUUGAAAAUAGUUAAUCGGAG
Messenger RNA from Hymenoscyphus albidus, 4000 nucleotides. NCBI's taxonomy places the organism in Eukaryota, Fungi, Ascomycota, Leotiomycetes, Helotiales, Helotiaceae. The record is from the annotation of a GenBank genome assembly.